GUUGAUAUAAAACUUUAAAGAGAAUGCAAAUGGCCUAGCUGGAUCAGACUCCGCCUAUUUAAAUUUCUUUCACAUUUUGCAAGCUUUUCCCACAUUUUCUCGACAAAUAUUUUUAUCCAGCAAAGAUCAUGAACCCAGAAAACGAACAUGAUCCACAAAAUAACUUCAAAUUCAAACUCAAAGCUUUGAACCUCUUGUUUCUAGCGUUUUUCGCCAUCAUCUUAGAUCCUUUUUGCACGUUUUCGAUUCACGAUUUGGUUCACAUAAUCCGCCAUGAAAACUUAAAAACAAUCACAAUAUCCUCAUUUUCUCUCAUUUUCUUAGCAACCCUUUACUUCAGAAACCGUCGUAGAAAAGUUUACCUACUGAAUUUCGCAUGUUAUAAGCCUAAACCAGAUCAAAGAUGCAGCAAAGAACGUAUAAUGAAAAUAUUUGCAGGCACUGGGAAAUUCACAGAAGAAAGCUUAGCAUUCCAAAAGAAAAUCAUGGAGAAAUCAGGUGUUGGUGAUAAGACAUAUGUUCCGAGAGAUAUGAUGGCGGUUCCAGUUAAAAAAGGAAUUGCAGCGGCGAAAAAGGAAACAGAAGAGGUUAUAUUUGGAGCCAUUGAAGAGGUAUUGGAGAAAAGUGGGAUGAAAAGUAAGGAUAUAGGGAUCCUUGUGGUGAAUAGCAGCGUGUUUAACCCAGUGCCGUCGUGGUCCGCCAUGAUUGCCAAUCGAUUUAAGCUUAGACACGAUGUUUUGAGUUAUAGUCUUGGUGGGAUGGGUUGCAGUGCUGGAGUUAUCGCCAUUGAUGUUGCUAAACAACUUUUGCAGGUGCACCCAAGGACUUAUGCUUUGGUGGUGAGCGCCGAAAAUGUCACUAAGGACUCAUAUUUAGGCAACAAUCGAGCAAUGCUACUUUCAAACACCCUAUUUCGAGUUGGCGGAGCUGCCAUCCUUCUAUCUAACCACCCAUCAGACCACUACCGCUCCAAGUACGAGCUGGUUCACACCCUUCGCACCCAUGAAGGCGGCAACGAUGCCAGCUACAAAUGCGUGCAUGAAGAAGAAGAUGAACAAGGCAACAUUGGCAUCGCCCUCUCUAAAAAUCUCAUGGCAGUUGCCGGAGAAGCCUUGAAAGCAAAUAUCUCAACACUUGCCCCAUUCGUUCUUCCCUGGUCCGAACUGCUCCUUGUUGUUACUUCUUUGGUUGCAAGAAAAUUCUUCACAAAAAAGGUGAAACCCUACAUUCCAAAUUUCAAGCUAGCAUUCGAGCAUUUCUGCAUUCAUGCAGGAGGAAAAGCAGUGUUGGAUGAAUUGCAGAAAAGCUUGAACCUUGGUGAAUGGCAAAUGGAGCCAUCGAGGAUGACUCUUUACAGAUUCGGCAACACUUCGAGUUCUUCAUUGUGGUAUGAGUUGGCUUAUUCUGAAGCUAAGGGCAGGAUCAACAAUGGCGAUAGGGUUUGGCAAAUAGGGUUUGGAUCAGGCUUCAAAUGCAACAGUAUGGUUUGGAAGGCAUUGAAGAACAUCCAUCCUUUAGUGGAGAAGAAUCCAUGGAUGGAUGAGAUUCAUGAUUUCCCUGUUAUUCUGCCUAAACAUGAACCACUUUCGAGUUCAACUAUCUAAACCAAUCAAAAUCUAGAAUAUUUAAAAAUAAAGCAAAUUAAAUAUUUAGUAAGUUAUAUGUGGUUUAAAUUAUAGACUUAGCAAGAUGAACUAUCUAAAUGAAUCAAACUCUGUAAUGAUUAAAAAUAAGGUAAAUUACAUAUUUGUAUGUAUCAUUUAAAUUGAAGUUUUCGCCCUUAAAUUAAA
This is a messenger RNA of Gossypium arboreum, 1790 nucleotides long. Its product is annotated as 3-ketoacyl-CoA synthase 20. Lineage: Eukaryota; Viridiplantae; Streptophyta; Magnoliopsida; Malvales; Malvaceae. The coding region runs from base 129 to 1604 and encodes 491 amino acids. Gene Ontology annotation, molecular function: acyltransferase activity, transferring groups other than amino-acyl groups. Gene Ontology annotation, cellular component: membrane. The record is from RefSeq and is a predicted model, not a curated record. Gene Ontology annotation, biological process: fatty acid biosynthetic process. The transcript is spliced from 3 exons.